AUGAGAAGAUGUGGUCCAACACCAGUUUUGACAAUCUUCGUCGCUUACGCUCCAACAUCAACCUCCGAAGAAGAAGAAGUCGAAGCUUUCUAUAUGGACCUGGAGAAGUUCUACAGAGUUCUACAGAAACAAUGGAACGAACAGAUAGCGAAGUACCAGAACUAUUACGAUCGGCUCGUUGAACAUCUUCAUGACUGCACGAGGAAGGCUGAGAGUUUUAAAACCAACAAAGAACGCCUGUCUCUUGAAACUCUUGAGCUGAUACGCCAGCUUGGAGCAGCACCAACCGCAGGGAACCAAGAACUCACGUCCAAGCUUGCAAAACUUUGCAGAGAGGCGAUAAAGGAAGACAUUAAAGAGGGAAGAGCAGAAGUGCUGGCUGAAGCUGCAGAGGCGGGAAAAAGCAUCCGCUAUGCCCGUCGAGACUUCGCAGGUCGCAGGACGAGGAUGACUGCUCUCCGGAACCCGAAGGCAACAACCAUUGCAUUGAGAAGGGGAAAGGAGAAAAUCAUCUACGACUUCUACCCUGAACUCUUCGACAGCCAUGUCCACUUGCCUCCUCACCAUAUGAGGGAAGACGGACAUGUCAUUUUAGUGGUUCUCCCGUUCAAAUCACGACAUGCUAUCAUGUCGGCAAGAAAUCGUACGGCAGCCGGUCCAGACAAAAUAAGACCAGAACAACUGAAGAACCUUUCGCCAGUACUCAUCAACACCCUGGCGAUGCUCUUUACACGUUACCUGUCGGAAUGCAAGGCCCUCAAACAGUGGAAGACCAGCGAGACUGUGCUGCUGUACAAGAACGACAUCGGCUACUAUCGCCCAAUCUGA
Molecule: messenger RNA, 828 nt
Organism: Necator americanus (New World hookworm)
Lineage: Eukaryota; Metazoa; Nematoda; Chromadorea; Rhabditida; Ancylostomatidae
Exons: 2
Coding region: 1-828 (275 amino acids)
Source: RefSeq, a predicted model, not a curated record